AUAUAUGCUACCGGCGAAACAAAUAUUGGAAUGAGUUCAAAAUGAUUAAGGAUCCAACUAUAAAUACCAACUGCAUUAAUGAAACAUGGGGUUUAUCUGUUUUGAAUCAAUCCAAUCUUUUCUCUCGAGUAUCGUCUCCAUUGUCUUCAUCCUCUUUACUGGUGACACAAGUCGACAUCACAGAUUUACAAAUAUAUGUAAUUUUAAAACACUAUUUACCAAUUCCAAUAUUCAUCGUCAGUAUUCUGUGCAUAGUAGUAACAUUGAUUGCAGUUACACAACGUGGUCUUUGGAGAACUACAGUCACAUACAUUGUAGUCUUAGCUGUGGUAGAUCUAUUCACACUGUUAUCCUUAUGCAUUUUAUCAAUGGAUUUUUUCAUUAUACCAGCGUUACCUGAAGGAUUGUAUACAAGAAUAUACUUUUUAGCUGAAACAAUAUUGGGUGAAAUAGUUGAUACACUUUUGUUAAUAUCGAACUGGUUAACUGUUCUAAUUGCCACUGAACGUUAUUUUGCUGUGUGUCAUCCACUAAAAGUACGUUUCAUUGACUGUAGAUAUCGACGUAUUUUUAUAUCAUUUGUUAUCUUAUUUUGUGUACUGAUCAAACUGCCAGGAUUUAUAAUAUUAGGGUAUAUAAAAGAAAUUAGUCCAUCGUAUAGCUUCGUGAUUUUUCGCAAACUUUAUACAUGGAUUGUACAAAUCAUUUUAUAUCUAAUUACUCCAUUCAGUAUUUUAACAUUUGUGAAUGUUCGCCUAAUUCAAACUAUACGCUACUCUUAUUUGAUCAACGGACGUAAAAAAUUAAAAAAAGAAUCAUUAGUUUCGUUGGAUUCUAUGCAACCCUCUGGUGGAUUAAUAAGUAGAAUACGAACGUGUUGCACCAUUCCACCUGCAUCGAACAAUAAAUAUUUAAAUAAUCAAUGUCUCAAUAUAUUUCGUAAAAUAACUUGUUGUGGUUGUCUAAAUUUACAGUCCAAGGAAAUAAGUAAUAAUCCACUUCAUCCCAAUUAUCAACCAAACGAAUGUAAUGCAAUUAUGAAUAAAAAUGAAUUAUUACAGACCACUGACUGUUCUCCGUUGGCCACUCCACCAAGCUUAACAGCAAGUUUACCCACGGGGGCACAACUGGGACGUUCACACAGAGAAGAGAAAAAGAUUACAAUUACACUAAUUUGUUUAAUUAUCACAUUUUUUAUUUGUCAAGGUCCAUUUGUGCUGACCACCGUGGUUAUGCGUUACAGUAGUACAGGCUUUUACAUAUCAGAUGCAAACAGAAUUAUUAAUAAUACAAUAUUAUCAUGCAGCACACAUAUAGACCAUAAUAACAUAGGAAGAAUAACAUCGAACAAACCUUUCCGUGUUGUAGACUACAUUAAUCCAAUCUCUGUAAUUGCAUUGGCAUUAAAAAGUGAUCUUUCAUUUUUCUUCUACUGUUGGUUCUGUGAUAGAUUUUUGUUAGCUUUAAAGAAAAUUAUUCGAUACAAAUGCUGGACAAAAACACAAAGACACAAUCACUGUCAUCAUCAAUACCACACUCACCACAAUAAACACCAUAAAAUACAUCUAUUACGGAAAAGUCAUCCUUUCUUGCAUAAAUUAAGAAAACCUCGACAUAAUCCAGAAAUUAUUGAGCUGAAUAUGCCAUCAGGUGGUAACCUUCUGCCAAAUUAUCAGUUACCUCAUCAUCAUUACAAAUACGGUGGCGAAUACUAUCAAUACCGUGUACCCUCUGAUAUAAGCACAAAUAAUCACAAAGUUAUAAAAUAUAAAAAACCAGCACCACUACCGUUUAAUCUUUCGAAGCACAAAAAGAAAUCUGGCAUUAAUUUAUCAAUAAAUUCAAAAUUCUCUUGGUCGUCACCAAGUUGUUCGGAUAAUUCUUACAAAUGUUCGUCUCCAAAGAAAAGAAGUAGUUCACUCGGCCCUUCAAAGGAUCGAGUAAAAUCACUGACUAGUCUGAAAAUCAAUACUUAAAUGAAUUUCAAAUUUAAGUUUAUUCCAAGAUUAUCGAUGUUCUACCUUUUGUUUUCUUUAUUUUUUGUAAAUAAUCAGAUUAUUUGUAUUUUGUUCAGUAUUUAUUACUGUCGUUAGUGACAGUGAUGAUUGUUUAAAUAAAACGAAUACAUUUAUGCUGUUGCGCGGUUAAUUUGUUCAUGUAGUGAAAUAAUGAUAAGACAGGUAACUAACUUAGUUCAAUGUUUAAACCGAAUUCUUUGGUUGAUGGUAAUUUCGGAUUGUAUUAUACACAGUUUUCAGUUGCUAAUUCAUUAUAUCUUCAAGAGUUCAGUUAGAAGGUCUGUGUUUCAGCAGGUGAGUUUGAUAACUGAAAGCUGGUUUGUGAUUUGAAAUUUCAAAACCUAAUCAACAAUAUAAUUAUGUCAGCUGAAAGUAUAGAAAGCGACUACUUCUUUCAGUCGUAGUAAAGAGACAUAAAAUUCGGUGCCUAAGAUAUUAGUAGUAAUGUGUUUUUUGAUUCUUACGGUCGUUCAGUUAAAAAUGUAUUUCAAAAGAUAAAGUGGAACUUAAUGUAGUUACCUAAUAUUCACAUUUUCAAUAGCUAAGAAAAAAAGGAAUAGCAUCGCAUUUCAUGUAACUAGCUCAUCUGUUUCAGUUUUCUAGAUGCUUCCAUGUUAUACUUAUGGCAGACAAUUUUACUCCGAAUUGCUUUUGUUUGCGAAAUCCAAAAAAUUCAGUGAACAGUUUGAUUCAGUCUCGCUUUAAGUCACGAAAAUUAUCUCAGCUGAGAGGUUACAGACUGAUCUUUGUUUUCAGAAACUCUGAUCAAUUCACUCAAGACUUAGGUUGAGAAAUUUGAAAGAUUUCCAUUCCUUCCUCCUUUUUUUUGUUGGAAUAAUUCCAAGUCCUUGACUUUUACUGAGUUUUAUCUGAGUUCUGUUUUACGUUUAUGACUGCCUUCUCCUUGCUAACUUUUGUGACCGAUAACUGUAAGAUGGCUUGAAUUGAAGCUUACACUUCAUGAACGACUUCGCAACAUUUCACUGUCUUACACUUCAAACUUUAUUAUUAACCUCUGUUGAAUUACGGAGUCGUUAAUCCCGAAGUGUGUUUACUGUGAGUACUUUUUUUGGUACAUUAAUAACAGCUUUUUGACAGUUGAGCUAAACGUAAUAAAAUUCCUGGAUAAAAAGUAAAGUUUAUUCCUAUUCGACUAUUUAGAUUCGUAGCUUAAGCCAAAAGUAUGUCGUAUUAUAAUUAUACAGAGGGAAAAUUUUUGACUUAUUUAUUAUUUUCUCUAAACGAUUUGGCUAAAGACCAUGGAGAUUGUACUGCCAUUAGUUUACAUUUUGUUCCUAAUUUACUACAUUCACAAGCAUCAACUUUAUAGAUCCAGAAUGUUGACAACAAAAUGGAUAUUUUGAUUUAGAUUUGUUGCAGACAAAAACUACUUAGGAAUUUUGGCAAUUCAUGGGAUACAGUUGAUUUGAAGGAAGAGACUGCAACAAGCUCCAGUUUAUUCUCUGGGAGCGAAUUUACAAUGUAACACUACAUCAUAUCUAUAUUUGCAAUCCACCGAGAGUUGCAUUUUGGCCUUGCCGAAGACACUUUAAACAUUUAGCUUUUAGUUAGUAUUUGGUCAUGGAUUUACGUGUCAUUUAGUUUUUUUCAGCCACACAUCGUUAUAAUAUUUACAAAAAUUGAUUUUACGCAUUCACCACAUCUACGCUAUAUUAAUAACACAACUUCUAAAUGUUUUAAAGAAAUUGUUUUAUUCACCUAGUGAGGUUCUUGUGAAUUUUUGCACAAAAACGGUAACUAGACUAACUUCAAAACUUUCAGAUAAAGAAGGAAAUUGAAAUACUGGGUGAUUUUAAAGGCCACCCUAGUAACUAAUGUGAUAGUCAAUUACAUUCCUCUAUUUUAUGAAAAAGUACUUUUUCUAGGUGAAGUACCGAAGCCUGAUUGGUCAAUUCGGUUGUUGCUACGGUCGCCUUUAAAGUCACUCGAAGUGGUUCAACGGGUAGUUUAUUUAUGCAUCUAUUCAAGUUGUAUCUGGUUUAAGGUAAUUUUUUCACUCAGUAUUUAUGGGUGAAUUACACGACUGGCAUAAAGUGAGCAAAGCGAUAUCACAGAAUAAUCUAUGCAAGCAUUAAAGAAUUACAAAUGUUCAGUAAAUUUAUAUGGUUUAAUCAAGUGAAUAGAUGAGUCGUCACAAUAACUAAAUGUUCUCACGAAAUACUGAAUGAGUUUCAGCAUUGAAAUUUUGAAAGGUUCACUUCGUACUAAAUGCACCAGCACUUCGUGAUGCUUUGUAGUAUUUUAUCGAACUGAAAGUGGGUAGAUUCGAAAAUAUUUGCAUUUUCUCAUAGAUUAUCAGACAGACAAUCAAAUGACUAUCUGCGCUACAGUUAAGUAAUUUCUUAUGUUACCUAAGCGAUCGUUUUAUAUAUAAGUAUACGUUAGCCAUAAAUCUACUAUGUCAUAUUUUUCCCCUGGUUUGAUUUAAUUAUGUUAUAUUUGCAUAUUCACUAAGUUGAAUGAUUGGAGUGAUUGACACGCUUACAACAUUUUGGUAAAUACUUGAAGUUCUAUUAUAACCGUCAGUUAUAAGUCGCAGUUAUAUGGUGGACCAUAAUCUUAAAGUUUCUAACUUCAUUAAUUCCUUUAAUAUAUUUUAAAAGCGUUACAAACUCAUUGUAGCAGUACUAAGUAAUUCUGGAAACAGUCAAAGUUUGACGUAAUUGGAUUAUUACCAUUUGUAUUUGAUUUACUUAUUUGAAAUUAGGUCUUGAGUGAUAACUAUGUGUAUGUAAAGCUUAAAGUCAUGUUUAUGCACGACAGAUACAUAUGUUUAGAAUCAGUCAUUCAAAUUUUCAAAUGAGCAUUUCUUUACUCCACAUCAAAACUUAUAUAAUUGAAUGCAGAUUCUUGAGAAAUCUACGUUUGAACAGAUCGGAAACGCUGUACUUUAAAUAACUUCUGAACCAUUGCAAAAAGGUCAUAAAAAACUCAAUAUAGCAAUAUUUCUUCAGAACUUAGCAAGAUUUUAUCGAAUUGAGAUGACUUGCGGCUAGUUAAGUGUCUGAUUUGCUUACCAUUGAAAUUUGUUAGCAUUCAGUAAGGCCUAAUGUAAAUGUCUGCAAUCAUAAAGGCUGCAAACAAAAACUUUACU
Messenger RNA from Heterobilharzia americana, 5133 nucleotides. NCBI's taxonomy places the organism in Eukaryota, Metazoa, Platyhelminthes, Trematoda, Strigeidida, Schistosomatidae. The record is from the annotation of a GenBank genome assembly.